AUGUCCGGCCCUCUCUUCGGCCUCAUCCCCGCCGGCCUGCCGCUCAUCACCGACCCGACCUCGUCCCCCUCGCCCACCUCGCUCCUCUACGCCCUCCCCUCGCAGCAGGCCUUUUCCCACCUCGUCCUCUUCCUCCUCCCCGGCGUCGCCCUGCCGCCCAACACCGCCGCCAGCAUCUACCUCGCCACCGCCGCGCAGGUCGCCGCCGCCGAGCAGUCGGGCGCCGCGCCGCCGUUCAAGUUCCUCGGCGCCAUCGGCCCCGGCAAGGAGAGCGCCAUGUUCAAAGUCGGCAACACGACCGCCGGCGGCAGCGGGUCCGACGCCAACAACCACAGCCUCGUCAUUGGCGUCUCGAUCGAGGCCGAGGCCGAGGUGGCGCAGAAGCUGCAGGAGUUGAGCGCCAAAAAGAGCAGUUCGUCGCCGGCGACGCAGCAGCAGCAGCAGCAGCAGCAGCAGCCGUCGACGGUGGUGCUGGCGCAGCGCAUCAUACAGAACGCCUUCAACUUCCUUACGGGUUUCAGCGGCACCGCUGGGCCAGGCGGCGUCGAGGUGGUGCCGCUCAAGGCCUUCGAGGACUGGUGGCGCAAGUUUGAGAAUCGCAUCCGCAACGAUCCCAGUUUCCUGGAAAAGCAAUCCGAUUAG
Messenger RNA from Akanthomyces muscarius, 642 nucleotides. RefSeq lists its product as uncharacterized. The transcript has a single exon. Bases 1 to 642 code for a protein of 213 amino acids. Gene Ontology annotation, biological process: protein import into nucleus. Gene Ontology annotation, molecular function: nuclear import signal receptor activity. NCBI's taxonomy places the organism in Eukaryota, Fungi, Ascomycota, Sordariomycetes, Hypocreales, Cordycipitaceae. Gene Ontology annotation, cellular component: nucleus; cytosol. The record is from RefSeq and is a predicted model, not a curated record.